Saccostrea cuccullata (small rock oyster) is the source of this 2558-nucleotide messenger RNA. RefSeq names its product sodium/glucose cotransporter 4-like. Gene Ontology annotation, molecular function: D-glucose:sodium symporter activity. Gene Ontology annotation, biological process: transmembrane transport. NCBI's taxonomy places the organism in Eukaryota, Metazoa, Mollusca, Bivalvia, Ostreida, Ostreidae. The transcript is spliced from 15 exons. The record is from RefSeq and is a predicted model, not a curated record. The coding region runs from base 280 to 2247 and encodes 655 amino acids. Gene Ontology annotation, cellular component: plasma membrane.
UGCAGAGACGCGUGCCUUUAUACCUACAUGCCUUACUUAUCUCUUUUUUCACUGAUUGUAAAUUCAGAUUUAAAACUAGAACACAAGCCCGGCUCUUCUAUCUACAAAUGAAUCUGCUCCAAAUUUCACGGGUUCUGUGCCGAUUGAAGUUCCUAAGGCUGCAUCCUAGAUAAGACCUCAUUUACUCCAAGAUAAACUUUCUCCGAGUAAAACUAAACAAUUAGUGAUUGAGGUCAUGAGCCGAGCUUUAUAAUACACUGGUCAGUGCUGAGCCUAGUCAUGGCGUCCCGAGGGUUAGACCACUGGUCAGACAUUGUUGUGGUGGUGAUUUAUUUUGUGGGAGUUCUUGGAGUAGGACUAUGGACCGUUUUCCGAGGGAACAGGGGGAGUGUCAACAGUUACUUUUUGGCGGGAAGAAGUUUGACAUGGUUUCCUGUGGGGGCUUCCUUAUUCUCCAGCAACAUCGGCAGCGAGCACUUUGUUGGUUUGGCGGGAACAGGUGCAGCAGCAGGAAUCGCCAUGAUAUCGUAUGAAUGGGCGAGUAUGCCCCUGGUGUUACUAUUAGCCUGGCUCUUCCUUCCGGUCUACAUCUCAGCAGGAGUAUACACUUUGCCGGAAUAUAUGGAAAAGAGAUUCGGGGGGCACAGGAUCCGGAUUUACCUCAGCGUUCUGGCUCUUAUACUCUAUAUCGUCACCAAACUGGCGGUGAGUAUAUUUGCUGGCGCUCUGUUUAUACAGCUGGCGCUGGGUUGGAAUAUGUACGUCUCUAUCGUGGCACUACUGGUCACCACGGGUAUAUACACCAUACUGGGUGGACUGAAAGCAGUAAUCUACACGGAUACUCUACAAACAGUCGUCAUGACGCUGGGCUCAUUUGCUUUGGUUGGAAUCAGUUUUAAUAAGAUUGGUGGAUAUAACAAUCUACAACAGAGAUACAUGGAAGCCAUACCAUCCAUCAGGAACCCAAACAGCACCUGCGGGUUUCCCAGGAGCGAUGCUUUUCACAUCUUUCGAGACGCAGAAACGGGAGAUAACCCUUGGCCAGGACUUAUUUUACAAUCUAGCCUGGGCUGCCUCUGGUACUGGUGUUGUGAUCAGGUGAUUGUUCAGCGGUCUUUAGGUGCCAGGAAUCUGUCCCAUGCUAAGGGUGCCUCUAUAUUGGCUGGCUAUCUCAAACUACUACCGCUGUUUAUGAUGAUCUUUCCGGGGAUGAUUAGCAGAGCCUUAUUUCCAGAUGAAGUGGCCUGCGUUGAUCCUGAAGAAUGCAAAAAAUUCUGUGACAAUCCUGUAGGUUGCUCCAACAUCGCCUACCCUAAACUGGUUCUAGAGCUACUUCCCUAUGGCGUCCGUGGUCUGUUAAUGGCGGUGAUGCUUUCAGCUAUCAUGAGUUCUCUGACCUCAAUCUUCAACAGCUCUAGUACAAUCUUUACAAUGGACCUCUGGAGACGCAUGCGCCCACAUGCCCAUGAACGAGAACUACUCAUUGUUGGAAGAAUUUUCAUCGUGUUUCUUUGUGGUGUGAGUAUUCUCUGGAUCCCUCUCGUUCGAUCUUCUCAAGGGGGACAACUCUUUAACUACAUCCAGGCCGUGCAGGGUUACCUGGGAACGCCGAUAGGGGCGCUCUUCUUUAUUGGUGUUAUGUGGAAAAGGAUGACGGAGCACGGUGCUUUUUGGGGAAUAGCCAUUGGCCAUACCUGCGGUAUCAUAAGGAUGGGUAUAGAUUUAGCGUAUCCCGCGCCCGACUGCGGAGAACCAGAGACCCGACCAGGAAUAUUACUGAACGUUCACUACACCUACUUCGGAGCACUGAUGAUCGUCAUAACUUCAACCGCCAUUAUCAUCAUAAGCCUUCUGACAACACCCCGCACUGAAGAGCAAUUGAAAGGUGUCACUUGGUUUACAAGAAUACGAGUAGAAGAAUCCAGUACAAAUGAUGUGGAAAUGUCGAAAUCUGAAGAUAAAAAGGAAUCUGAAGUUACUGAAAACGUGAACAAAAACGAGGAAAAUCAGACAGAUGAUGCAAUAGAUGUCAUACACGAUGAAAGCGAUCAUCGACCGCUGUGGAGACGAUGGGUGGACCAGAUCUGUGGAAUGCCCACCAAACGUCACAGCGGGGACGAUCCUCACAUUGGACCGGAAAUGACGCGCAAGUAUCUGAAAGAAUCUCCAAAAUGGCGGACCAUCCUUAACGUGAACGCUGCCGCAGGUCUUAUUCUAACUGCGUUUUUGUACGGGUUUUAUCAUUGAGUGGUUUUACAUUGUGAUGUGUAGAAACCAAGCACGUGUCAGCAUGCCAUCUUCACGUGCAUCUAACAUAACCUGUAAUUUGUGCAAUACUGGGAUUUCCUAUAUUGAAGAUUUGGAAUGGUAAAAGAAAUGUUUUCAUGAUCGUUGAUAUUUUGUGCAGGUCUUGGUUAUUCUGAAGGUUUUUGUGUGCGUAUACUUGUUCAUGGCCGCUUCAAAUUUAUUAUAACAUAUUUGAAAUAGCCAUUGCUGUUACUUUGUUGUUUCUGGAGAUUAAUAAAUACAUGUAGAAUAAAUAAACAUUUUAAACAACA